CUCACAAUUACAACCCUCACACGAAAACGAUACACGUCUUUCUCCACGACUCUCCGCAUCCAACCCCAAACAAGAUGGCCGAACCAUCCUCUAACCCCACACCCCAAAUCGCAGACCCAGAACUCCAAACUACCACAAACGGCGCCGACGUACCACCAGCCGAUGUAGAAAUGACAGAUUCGGCCCCAACCACCGAAGUUUUGGCCCAACCCCAACCUACCAUUGCACCGCCCGCGCCCGCGCCCGCGCCCACGCCAACAAUACCUGCACCCACGCCUGCUCCCGUAUCUUCACGUAACUCGCCGCACCCCAGCGCGCCACAGCAGGCGCCGACGCAACCCAUUCCGCACGGUAGUCCGACACGUAUUUAUCUGAAUCAGAGGGUUACGCCGCAUUUGCUCGAGGCGAUGAAGCACUUGGCGACUACGGAGCCGGAUAAGCCGUUGAAGUGGUUAAGCGAGUUUCUAGCGCAGAAGAGUGCCGAGAUUGAGGGGUGAGAGGUCAGGGGUUUCAAAAAGUCGAGACAGCGUGGAAGGGGUUGGGCAAGACGGAUGGGUGUUCAGCAAAGACGACUUGGUUGAUAUGAAGUACAUGUGAAUUGCGCGCAUGGACGGGUGGGUGUUCAAAAGCAACGAUUGGUUUACGGCGUCAAAUGAGGGAAGAUACCCAGGUCAAUUGCAUCACAUUCACAUGAAUUAAAGUACGAAGUUGCACGGGUAUAUAUUUUCAAUUCAGAUGAUGCU
This is a messenger RNA of Dothidotthia symphoricarpi CBS 119687, 743 nucleotides long. RefSeq lists its product as uncharacterized. NCBI's taxonomy places the organism in Eukaryota, Fungi, Ascomycota, Dothideomycetes, Pleosporales, Dothidotthiaceae. The transcript is spliced from 2 exons. The record is from RefSeq and is a predicted model, not a curated record. Bases 75 to 497 code for a protein of 140 amino acids.